ACCAACGACAUCACUCUCGACGCCGGCUGCCGGCGUGUCGUAUGUGUCCACUCCGGUGAUGGAGGAAGAUGACAUUGUGGACGGCGAUUUCUACCUCCUUGCUAAGUCGUAUUUUGACUGCAGGGAGUACAGAAGAGCUGCUCAUGUGCUUCGUGAUCAGAACGGAAAGAAGCGGUCGGUCUUCUUACGCUCCUAUGCUCUUUAUCUGGCUGGAGAAAAACGGAAAGAGGAAGAAAUGAUAGAACUUGAGGGGCCCCUAGGAAAGAGCGAUAUUGUGAAUGGUGAACUGGUUUCUCUCGAGAGGGAGUUAUCAACCCUUCGCAAGAAUGGGACUAUUGAUCCUUUUGGACUCUACUUGUAUGGCCUUGUGCUCAAAGACAAAGGCAGCAAGAGUCUUGCUCUUACAGUUCUUGUGGAGUCUGUUAAUAGCUAUAGCUACCCUUGGAACUGGAGUGCCUGGUCGGAGCUGCAGUCGUUGUGCACUACAGUUGAUGUCUUGAACAGCCUUAAGCUCAAUAACCAUUGGAUGAAGGACUUCUUUCUCGCCAGUGCUUAUCAAGAACUGAGGAAGCACAGUGAAUCCUUAAAACAAUAUGAAUAUCUUAAGGGCACUUUUGUUUUCAGUAAUUACAUUCAGGCUCAAAUUGCAAAGGCACAAUACAAUCUCAGGGAAUUUGAACAAGUUGAAGCAAUUUUUGAAGAACUUCUCAGGAAUGACCCUUAUCGAGUGGAAGACAUGGACAUGUAUUCCAAUGUGCUAUAUGCAAAGGAGUGCUACUCUGCACUAAGUUAUCUUGCCCAUAGAGUAUUUAUCACUGAUAAAUACAGGCCUGAAUCUUGUUGUAUUAUCGGAAAUUACUACAGCUUAAAAGGGCAGCAUGAGAAGGCGGUUGUGUACUUUAGGAGGGCACUCAAAUUGAACAGAAACUAUUUAUCUGCUUGGACCCUUAUGGGUCAUGAAUAUGUUGAGAUGAAAAACACCCCAGCUGCUAUUGAGGCAUAUCGACAUGCUGUAGAUAUAAAUCCAUGUGAUUAUCGAGCUUGGUAUGGAUUAGGACAAGCUUAUGAGAUGAUGAGUAUGCCCUUGUAUGCUCUUUAUUACUUCAAGAAAUCAGUAUUCUUGCAGCCAAAUGAUUCUCGGUUGUGGAUUGCUAUGGCCAAAUGUUAUGAAACUGAACAGCUGCACAUGACUGAGGAAGCGAUGAAGUGUUACAAAAGGGCAGUUAAUUGUAAUGACAGGGAAGCAAUUGCCCUGCACCAACUAGCAAAGCUAAAUUCUGAACUUGGACGUUCUGAAGAGGCAGCUUAUUACUACAAGAAGGAUUUGGAGAGGAUGGAAGCCGAAGACAGGGAAGGACCAAAUAUGGUAGAAACCCUGUUAUAUCUUGCUCAAUACUAUAGGCAGCAGAAAAGAUUUGAAGAAUCAGAGAUCUACUGUACCCGUCUUCUAGAUUAUACUGGCCCAGAAAAGGAAACAGCAAAGAGCUUACUUCGAGGAAUGAGAAUAGAACAAGCUGGUGGUCCUUCAAUGGAUGUUGAGCACUUUCCUCCCUAAUUUAGUCAUGAUGUAUGAAUAUGAAAAUGCUCUUGUGGAGAAGAAGAUGCCCAAAGAGAAUUGGCUCUAAUUUAAUAGAUUAUACAAGGUUGGUAUCGGUUUUGAUUGAUGUAAUUUGUCAUUGGGGUAUCAAAUCCUAGAUGAAUUGGUAUGAAUGUUGAUUACAAUAGUCUGAAUGUUUCUAUAACUACUGCAUAACUGCCAUGUGCAAUGGUGCUAAGCUUGUUAUCUAGUUUGAGAAUCGAGAUUAGUGAAGGCAUAUUCUAAUGGUACUUGAAGGGUAAGGCCUUCAAAUACAUGUAUGAAGAAUGAUAUAUUGAUAGUAUUGAAAGCACAAUA
Molecule: messenger RNA, 1894 nt
Organism: Malus domestica (apple)
Lineage: Eukaryota; Viridiplantae; Streptophyta; Magnoliopsida; Rosales; Rosaceae
Source: RefSeq, a predicted model, not a curated record